Ochotona princeps (American pika) is the source of this 1023-nucleotide messenger RNA. RefSeq names its product proteolipid protein 2 (gene PLP2). Bases 165 to 623 code for a protein of 152 amino acids. Lineage: Eukaryota; Metazoa; Chordata; Mammalia; Lagomorpha; Ochotonidae. Gene Ontology annotation, cellular component: membrane. The record is from RefSeq and is a predicted model, not a curated record. The transcript has 5 exons.
GCCCCGCCUGCUUCUGCUCCGCGCGGUGAUUCACUCCCUCCUUCGCCCCGGGGGCCCCCUUCUCGGCCAGACGGCGGGCAGGACAAGCUUGGUGUAGAGCGUCCUCAAACCCGCCCGCAAGCUUUCGCAGAUCCUCCGCGGUCCCAGCGACUCCGCUCCACGCCAUGGCGGACUCUGAACGCUUUUCAGCCCCUGGCUGUUGGGCCGCCUGCACCACGUUCUCGCGCACCCGAAAAGGAAUACUCCUGUUUGCUGAGAUUAUCUUGUGCCUGGUGAUUCUGAUCUGCUUCAGCGCGGGGACCUCAGGAUACUCCUCUCUGUCUGUGGUGGAGAUUGUCCUUGCUGCCGUCUUCUUUGUCAUCUACAUGUGUGACCUGCCUUCCAGGAUGGCAGUCAUCAACUGGCCCUGGAGUGACUUCUUCCGGGCCCUUAUCGCAGCAAUCCUGUACUUGAUCACUUCCAUCUUCGCUCUCGUGGGGAGUGGAAGGCCUGCCAUCAUCGCAGCAGGGGUCCUGGGCCUACUCGCUACCUGCCUCUUUGGCUAUGAUGCCUACUUCACCUUCCCUCUUCGGCAGCAGAGACAUACAGCAGCCCCCACUGAUCCCACUGAUGGCCCAGUGUAGGUGACAUCCCCUCAUUUCUCUCUACACCCCCAAAAUAACUGCUCCACAGAAAUAACUCCUCCCCAUCCCCUACAACGAUACUCUCAGCACCCCACCCCCCACCGCCACCACGGCCACCAUGGAAGCCAAAUUGCCUUUAUUGGGAGAAUUUUAUCUCCCAACCUGUCAGUCAAGCCUCCUGGGUGUGACCACUUUGGUGGGUGUACCUAGGUCCUUCUGCCUUCUGCAUUACUCAGAAGGAAACACCAGCUCUGCCUAGACCCCCUCCCCCAACUAAGCCACAGAAUGAGGGAGCAGGCCAUCUCAGAUUUGCCACCCCAAGCCCCAGCUGGGAGCUAGUCCAAGUAGCUUCCUGUAUGUGUGUGUGUAUGUGUGUGUGUGGCGGUUCUGUGGAGUGAUA